AUGGCAAAAUCCAAAGUAGCACCGUUGAAGAUGUUGACGAUUCCUCGACUCGAAUUGCAAGCUGCCGUCCUUGGAACUCGUCUGCUCAAUAGUGUGAUCAUCAUGCACGCACUCAAGACGACGAAGCGCGUAUUAUGGACUGACUCCAAUACAGUUCUCGCCUGGAUACGAUCGGAUCAGCGGCGGUAUCACCAAUACGUUGGAUUUAGGAUCGGUGAAAUUCUAUCGAUGACGGAUGUCGACGAAUGGAGGAAGGUGCCAACGAAAGAGAAUGUAGCUGACGACGCAACAAAGUGGGGAAAUGGACCGGCUGUUCGCUCCGAAAAUCGGUGGUUUCAAGGACCGGAAUUUCUUCGACAAUCCGAGGACAAUUGGCCAGGUGGUAGUGAACUGAUCGAACCCACGCAGGAGGAACUAGUGGCGUUGAACGUUCAUGAUGAAGCAGUGGAGCCAGCGGUAGUAGACGUAAAUAGAUUCAGUAAGUGGGAAAAGCUGCACCGUUCAAUGGCUUACGUGCAUCGAUUUAUUCAGAACAUCCAACGAUCUGGACAAAGCGAGGCGCAAUUGAUAGGAUUAUUGACGCAAGAGGAGUUGUGCAGCGCCGAGAAAUCGCUGUGGAUUCAAGCUCAAACCGAGUGUUUUACGUUGGAAUCCGAAAUGCUGCACAAGUCAAAGGGAAAACCCGAAGCAGUUCAAGCCACAUUACCAAAAUCAAGCACGUUACGCAAAUUGUGGCCGUUCAUGGAUGAAACAGGCGUAAUACGAACAAGGAGCCGUCUUGGGUAUGCUGACUGGAUCCCUUCUAACAUCAAGUAUCCGGUAGUUCUACCUCGGCAACAUCCAAUCACGUUACUUCUGGUUGACUAUUUUCACCGUCGUUAUCGCCAUUGCAACCGUGAGACGAUCGUCAACGAGAUGCGGCAACUCUACGAGAUCCCGAAACUACGGUCAGCCGUGUUCAAGAUAUCGCAGGAUUGUCUACCAUGUAAGAUACGUCGGGCGACUCCUAGCUCGCCUCCUAUGGCUCCGUUGCCCAAAGUGCGAGUUACCCCGUAUGUAAGGCCGUUUACUUUUGUUGGAGUUGACUUCUUCGGCCCGGUGCUGGUGAAAGUUGGACGAAGCGUUGUUAAGCGGUGGAUGGCUCUAUUCACCUGUUUGACAAUACGGGCUGUGCAUCUUGAGGUUGUACAUAGUCUGUCGAAGGAGUCCUGCGUAAUGGCGGUUAGAAGGUUCGUGUCACGACGAGGAGCACCAUCAGAAAUCUUUAGCGAUAACGGCACGAACUUCCUCGGUGCGAGCAAUCAGCUGAAGCAGGAAAUGGAUGAUUUGGACCAACAUCUGGCGUCAACGUUCACCAACACCACAACACGGUGGUCGUUUAACCCACCAGGCGCUCCUCACAUGGGAGGAGUAUGGGAGCGUAUGGUUCGCUCAGUGAAAGUGGCAAUAGGCGGUAUUCUGGAAGAGCAGCGAAGACCAGACGACGAAGAUUUGGAGACGGUCAUCAUCGAGGCGGAAGCAAUGAUAAAUUCGCGGCCGCUAACGUAUAUAACGCUGGAAUCGGACGUGCAGGAGUCUCUUACUCCAAAUCAUUUUCUGUUGGGGAGCUCAAACGGAGUCAAGCAACAGCCAGUACUACCAACGGACUACCAAGCAACCCUGAGGAGCGGAUGGAAGUUUGUGCAGCAUUUGUCGGAUGGAAUAUGGAGAAGAUGGAUAAAAGAGUAUUUGCCGGUAAUAUCUAGAAGGUCGAAAUGGUUCGAAGAAGUGAAGGAGAUGACUAAAGGAGAUUUGGUGUUGAUCGUGGAUGGUGCAGUUCGAAACCAGUGGGUGAGAGGAAGAAUUCAGGAAGUUGUCAAAGGAAAAGAUGGAAGGGUGCGGCAGACCUGGGUGAAGACUGCGAGAGGCAUCCUAAGGAGGCCGGUGGUCAAAUUGGCGUUACUUGACGUCGAAGCUGGAGGUAAACCGGAAUUCAAUGACAAUGGUUUACGGGCGGGGGGAUGUGACGACGAGUACCCCCCGGUGCGUGAUGGUCAAUAA
This is a messenger RNA of Aedes albopictus (Asian tiger mosquito), 2040 nucleotides long. RefSeq lists its product as uncharacterized. The coding region runs from base 1 to 2040 and encodes 679 amino acids. Gene Ontology annotation, molecular function: nucleic acid binding. Gene Ontology annotation, biological process: DNA integration. The record is from RefSeq and is a predicted model, not a curated record. The transcript has a single exon. NCBI's taxonomy places the organism in Eukaryota, Metazoa, Arthropoda, Insecta, Diptera, Culicidae.